Messenger RNA from Pneumocystis carinii B80, 2697 nucleotides. RefSeq lists its product as hypothetical. The record is from RefSeq and is a predicted model, not a curated record. Bases 46 to 2652 code for a protein of 868 amino acids. Gene Ontology annotation, molecular function: glycogen phosphorylase activity; pyridoxal phosphate binding. Gene Ontology annotation, cellular component: cytoplasm. Gene Ontology annotation, biological process: glycogen catabolic process. NCBI's taxonomy places the organism in Eukaryota, Fungi, Ascomycota, Pneumocystomycetes, Pneumocystales, Pneumocystaceae. The transcript has 28 exons.
GAACGAUCAAAUUUAAACCCCCUUAAAAUUCUUAAAAACUCUUUGAUGACAUCAACAGAUCUGCAAUUAGUAUCAGAAGAUGAUACUUCUAGAAUAAUGGUUCGUCAUAAGAGGACUCAUACAGGACUUGGUAGAGAGCAAAUUAAAUUUCUUCAAGAACAAAUCCCUGAAAGCCAAAGAAAUGCAUGGGAAAGUCAUAUUGAAAGAGAUUUAAAUACAAAGGAUGCGUUUGAAAGGGAUUUUGUUCGUUAUGUAGAAACAACGCUUGCUAGAUCAAUGUAUAAUUGUUAUGAUGCGGUGGCAUAUCGAGCAACAGCAUAUUCUGUUCGUGAUAGACUUAUUACGCGAUGGAAUAAAACGCAACAAACAUUAACAUUAGAAAAUCCUAAACGGGUUUAUUACUUGAGCAUAGAAUUCCUUAUGGGAAGGACAUUAGAUAAUUCUAUGCUUAAUCUUGGAAUAAAAGAUAUGAUAAGAGAGGGAAUUAGCGAGCUUGGAUUUAAUAUCGAGGAUAUUAUUGAUGCAGAAACAGAUGCAGCUCUUGGAAAUGGUGGUCUUGGAAGAUUAGCUGCAUGUUUCUUAGACUCAUUAAGUUCAUUAAAUUUACCGGCAUGGGGUUAUGGCCUUAGAUAUCAAUAUGGAAUUUUUAAACAACAAAUUGUCGAUGGACAUCAAAUCGAACAACCUGAUUAUUGGCUUCAAUUUGAUAAUCCUUGGGAAAUGCUUAGACAUGAUGUUAAGAUCCCUGUUAGAUUUUAUGGUUAUGUCAAAAAAUACAUUGAUGAGGAAGGAAAAACACGAUAUUCAUGGCAAGAUGGUGAGCAGGUUUUAGCUGUUGCUUCAGACGUUCCAAUUCCCGGUUAUGGAACAAAUAAUACAAAUAAUCUUAGAUUAUGGUCUAGUAGACCAAUGUGUGAGUUUGAUUUUAGCAAAUUUAAUGCUGGCGACUAUGAAAGCUCAGUUAGAGAACAGCAGCGUGCUGAAACAUUAUCAGCUGUUUUAUACCCUAAUGAAAAUGUUUACCAAGGUAAAGAGCUUCGUCUUAAACAACAAUAUUUUUGGGUUUGUGCAAGUUUGCAUGAUAUUAUAAGACGUUUUAAGAAAUCCGGGAAACCCUGGUGCAAAUUUCCGGAACAAGUUUUUAUUCAAUUAAAUGAUACGCAUCCUGCAUUAGCUAUUGUUGAGCUUCAACGAGUUCUUGUUGAUUUAGAACACCUUGAAUGGGAUCAAGCAUGGAGUAUUGUUUUAAAAACAUUUGGUUAUACAAACCAUACUAUUCUUCCAGAAGCAUUUGAAAAAUGGCCAAUUCCAAUGUUUCAAUCAUUACUUCCACGGCAUAUGCAAAUUAUUUAUGAUAUAAAUUUCUUCUUUUUACAAUUAGUUGAAAAAAAAUUCCCUAAAGACCGAGAUCUUUUAUCACGUGUAUCUAUUGUUGAGGAAUCGUCUCCUAAAUAUAUUCGCAUGGCCUAUCUUGCCGUUAUUGGAUCAUCUAAAGUCAAUGGUGUGGCAAAAUUACAUAGUAAUCUUAUAAAGACAACUAUUUUUAAGGAUUUUGUUAAAAUAUUUGGUCCUGAUAAAUUUGUUAAUAUUACUAAUGGAGUUACACCACGUCGAUGGUUACUUCAAGCUAAUCCUACUUUAUCUAAUUUAAUUUCAAAAAAACUUGGAGGAUACGAUUUUUUAGUUAAUUUAUCUAGACUUAAAGAAUUAGAGAAAUAUGCGCAUGAUAAAGAGUUUCAAAGAGAGUGGAGAGAAGUGAAGCUUUUUAAUAAAGCUAGAUUAGCAAAAUAUAUCGAAAAAACUAAGGGAUUAAAAUUAAAUAUAGAAUCAUUAUUUGAUAUCCAUGUGAAGCGUAUUCAUGAGUACAAAAGGCAAACUUUGAAUAUUUUUGGUGUAAUCUAUCGAUAUUUGAAGCUAAAAGCUAUGUCUAAAGAAGAAAUUCAGAGACAAGUUCCUAGAGUUUCUAUUUUCGGAGGAAAAGCUGCUCCUGGUUAUUUUAUGGCUAAAUGCGUGAUAAAAUUAAUCAAUUUUGUAGCAGAUGUUGUUAAUAAUGAUGAAGAUAUCGGAGAUAUUUUUAAAGUUCAUUUUAUUGAAGAUUAUAAUGUUAGUAAAGCGGAAAUUAUUAUUCCUGCAAGUGAUAUUUCAGAGCAUAUAUCUACUGCUGGUACUGAAGCUAGUGGUACAAGUAAUAUGAAAUUUGCAUUAAAUGGAGGUCUUAUUAUUGGAACUGUUGACGGUUCUAAUAUUGAAAUUACUCAUGAAAUUGGAGAAGAAAAUAUUUUUUUAUUUGGAAAUUUAAGUGAAAAUGUCAAUAAUUUACGUCAUAAACAUGUGCAUGAAAAUACUCCCAUGGAUCCAGAACUAAAGAAGGUUUGUGAUGCAAUUGAAAGUGGGACUUUUGGUGAUCCAAGUUUAUUUGCACCGCUUAUAAAUGCAUUAACCUAUGGAAAUGAUUAUUAUCUUAUAAGCGAUGAUUUUCAAUCAUAUCUUAAUGCACAUGAUCUCAUAGAUGAAACAUUUAGAGAUAAAGAUUUAUGGACAUAUAAAACUAUCAUUUCCGUUGCUAAUAUGGGUUUCUUUUCUUCCGAUCGCACUGUUCAAGAAUAUGCAGAAGGUAUAUGGAACAUUGAAGCGUGCUCAUUAGAUGAUUAACUUUUAUUUUUUUUACUAAAAAAUUUUUAUUCUGUUGAUUUUUUA